ACAUAACCACUUGUGGACGUUAUCGCGUUAUCAGCAAGUGUCGGCGAUCUCGCUAUCUCGCGGUCGAGGCAAGAGCGCUUCUAUCCCGCCAUUCGCGUCAUAACCGUGCCAACGUACUCUCGGGUUUCGCCUUUCGCCCAACCACCCAUUCAAAUCUUUACCGUCGCAGACGUGGUCGACGCGGCCGGUGCAUGUUGCUAAAUUAUUAAUCGGUUCGUUAACCCACUUACUGUAGGCGCAUGCAUCCAUCGAUUGUGAAAUUAUAAUCCAUGCACAUGUUUUGUGCAUAUAUUACUUAACUGUAACCAGUUAAUUGAUCAACAGUUAGUGAUGUUACGCGUAUUAGCGCAUCGGUUAAGCAGCAGUUGUUUGUGCGGAGUGUGAACGAUCAUGAUUAAGUGCUGUGUGUGUGUUAGUGAUUUAAUAUUGUGCGGAUAUCAUACGGUUUAUAUUAAUCAUGCUGAGGCGUCGGGGAACGUAUACAGUCAAUGCUGAUUCUGGACUUCGGACGAAGAGCUCGGAUCUAGCUGCAGUCGUAUCGAAAAAGUUAGGCAAGGACGGCUCGAAGGUGACGACUGUGGUAGCGACGCCGGGGCAAGGCCCCGACAGGCCGCAGGAGGUGAGCUAUGCUGACAUGAAGCUCAUCGGGAACGGCAGCUUCGGCGUCGUCUACCAGGCCAAGCUAUGCGACACCGGCGAACUCAUUGCCAUCAAGAAGGUGCUCCAGGACAAAAGGUUUAAGAAUCGGGAACUGCAAAUCAUGCGACGACUGGAGCAUUGUAAUAUUGUCAAAUUGAAAUACUUCUUUUACUCAAGCGGAGAAAAGGUGGCAGUGCCCGAGGCCGUUAGCUCUCUGCUAAAUGCAAUGCAGUCUCUAGAAGUCGCAAAAGACGAAGUGUACCUGAAUUUGGUGCUGGAGUACAUACCAGAGACUGUGUAUAAAGUUGCGCGUCACUACUCCAAAGAUGAGCAAACCAUACCAGUUAGUUUUAUAAAGCUAUACAUGUACCAGUUGUUCAGAAGCCUCGCGUAUAUCCACUCGCUGGGCAUCUGCCACCGGGACAUUAAGCCGCAGAACCUCCUCCUGGACCCCAAGACGGGCGUGCUCAAGUUGUGCGACUUCGGCUCGGCGAAGCACCUCGUGCGCGGGGAGCCCAACGUGUCCUACAUCUGUUCGCGGUAUUACCGCGCGCCCGAACUCAUCUUCGGAGCUAUAGACUAUACUACGAAAAUCGACGUAUGGAGUGCGGGGUGUGUAGUGGCAGAACUACUCCUCGGCCAGCCCAUAUUCCCCGGAGACUCGGGCGUCGAUCAACUCGUCGAAAUCAUUAAGGUCCUUGGAACACCAACUCGAGAACAAAUACGCGAAAUGAAUCCCAACUAUACAGAAUUCAAGUUUCCACAAAUCAAAAGCCAUCCUUGGGCGAAGGUGUUCCGCGCGGUCACGCCCUCGGACGCCAUCUCGCUGGUGUCGCGGCUGCUGGAGUACACGCCGGGCACGCGCCUGUCGCCGCUGCAGGCGUGCGCGCACAGUUUCUUCGACGAGUUGCGCGAGCCCAACGCGCUGUUGCCCAACGGCCGCCCGCUGCCGCCGCUGUUCAACUUCACCGAGUACGAGCUGGGCAUCCAGCCGUCGCUCAACGACUUUCUUAAGCCGCGCGCCGCUCCGCCGACUGACGCCGCGCCCACCGCCGCGGCCGCCAACGCGCAGGACCACGACGCGCAAGGUGAGAAUGCAGCGAGCGGACCGAGCGGUGGUUCCCCAGGUGCGUCGUAGACGGACUCGCAGCCACCUCCUACCGCAUCUGACGGAUUCUCGCACCUCCCGCACGCACCGCGACGUACGACCUCCCCGUGGCAGGACAUGGCUGCGACGCAGUGGACAAACAUAAGCUUCGCAUAACGAUCCGUUGCACGGGAGUCAGUUGUCAACGCAGUGAACGAUGUCGAGAGCGCGAGCACACGGGGGAACGUACGUCCGCCGGGAGGUACGCGUAGGUGUCGGUGCGCCCGUGCGGAUAUCGACCGCGGUCGGAGGUGUUGUGCAUGAUUUUGGUUUUCGACGAGGAUUCCUAGUGGGCGCUGUUGAAUUUAUAAUUUUUUUUAUAGAAUGUUAAUUUGUACGGCAGUUGCGCUUUGCGCGGCCGCCGCUUCCAGCAUUCAGGCGCUCGCCACUCUCAUGCCGAGAGUCGGUCGUAUGCUAUUUUAUAGUGAUAGUACUUUUCGUGUUGGCCAUCGGGAAAAUUAUGCAUAAUAGGUGUUUUCGGCGAGUAAUCUGGUGAUACUGUAGUGUAAUUGUCGAUAAAGCUUGAGCUGUUGUAGUCGGUAAGAAGGGUAAAUCCGACGUAGUUUCUGAGCCGUCGCAAUGUGAUUGAUUUGUACUUUUGUACGCUCAAACCCCUUACUCGUGUACAUACCUUACUGCUGCGUUAUGAAUCGCGGUGAACGACGGAUCGGUGUAUGAGAGAUCGUUUCGUCGCGACCGUUUGUAAAAUCUUGUAUUUUUUUUUUCUUUUUUACCUUGUAUAUCCUGUAUCCAUGUAUAAUCCUAAAAUGAUGUAUAAUCCACGGAAGAGUAUUCACACGCUCGCUUAACGUGAUUCACCUAUUAGGAGAUAGCCACACGAUAGCGUGGAGCGUAACUUUGCUUGGCCAUGUAAUCAGUAGGAAGUUCAGUAGCGCAUAGAAUAUUUGCUGUGGGAAGAUUUCCGACUUGCGACGCGGUCGCAUUCAACGGCAGAAGAAGCAUUUUGUUGCAUAAAAAUAACGAGCAUACUUGUAAAUUUUUAUAACUAGCGUAAACUGAUCUCUCAAGAUAAUUUUAAUAUUUAAUGAUAUUUCAGAUUAUUAUGUAUUUGUAUAAACAAUUCAAAGGAUAUAAAUUUUAGAUUUACUACAUUAUAAAAAUAUAUUUGUUUAUUCCGGCAACUUUACAUUAGUAUUUUUUAUUGCAGUAUACUACUUAUUCAGCGCUGAAUAAAUUUAAUGUAUUUAAUAUAAUAGCACUGUCUGUGUCCUAUUGUAACGUCAUAGUUUUUUCGAUAAUAUUGUAUUCUAUAUUCUAUAAAUGAUAUUUCUGCUAUGUAAAAAUUGUCAUUGAGAACACAUUAAAUAGUAGUCAUUUAUGAAAACUAUAAUAUUAAAAGUAAUAAUUAAAUUCAUCGUCAUAGUUGUAAGUAUUUGAGCAAUUUAAUUUUGCACUUGGAGUUGCCGUACAGUUAUUAGGAGAAAGUAUUGAGCCUCUAAAUAUAGAGUAACAUAAAAGUUCUUUUAUUAAUGUUUUUAGAUGUAUGCCUUUAUGCGUAAACUUCGGUGUAAAAACGUUGGCAUCAUACCUUUUAAGAGCACCUAUUGCACAGAUUAGGGCGCUGGAAACAACGAUAUUGCAGGAACUUACUCGUGCGGACAAUGUCACAAUCACAUAUUAUGUAAUAUGUAACUCAUCAAAACUAGACUAUAUUAGCUACGGAAUGAAAUAUAUUCACGUCUCCAUACACCACAUUAGCAUGCCAAGCUAAUACAGAAUAGCUCAUCUGAUAACUGUAAUACAAAUCUGGCCCCUCAACGUAUAUUAUAUACGCUCGUAUUAUUACAUAUUUGUAUGUACUAAUUUCUUAUAAAUUUUUAGUAUGUUAAGAGAUAUAAUGCGCUCGGCGCACGAUUUCAAAUCACACAUAGUGGAGCUUAGUUGUCGUCCCUGCGGCUAUUCCUUUGCUGACACCUUUAUAAUUCGUGUAAAUAUAUUAUAAUAAUUAUUAUCUUUAUGGUAUGACUCUGAGUAACGUUAGUCGGUAGAGGAGUCCGCUUGCUGGCCGGUCCUCGGUCCGUGGACUCGGGGUUCCAGUAAGGUAUUACGAUAGUUUAGAUAUGCAUAUUUUAUUAAGUCUAUCUUAUAUGAAUUUUGUAAUCGACGUUGCUUCUAAAGACCCUCUGUGUAAAAAGUUAAGACAUACUAGUGACCUGAAUGUUUGAAGCGAUGUUAUUGGAACGUCUUGAUCCCACUGAAUUCUCACAUUCACGAGCACAUUUAACCGCAAGAGAAUUUACCGCAUACAUUACUUCGAAAUGGGGUUGACUUAUAUAAAUUAUUUAAAGUAAAAGAGUUUUCUUAUUGCUAGUACUGUAAUAUUAAAUUUAAUAGUGAGUGAAAUUUGUAUUUUGUUUUAAUUUGUUUUACUGAAUUUGAAUACAUCGUAACACCCAUAUCGUUGUUAGUUAUGAAUGAAAAUAACAUAAUUAUAAAAGUAAAUAUUAAAUGAAUAGUAA
Molecule: messenger RNA, 4266 nt
Organism: Pararge aegeria (speckled wood butterfly)
Lineage: Eukaryota; Metazoa; Arthropoda; Insecta; Lepidoptera; Nymphalidae
Gene: sgg
Product: glycogen synthase kinase-3 beta
Exons: 10
Coding region: 458-1777 (439 amino acids)
Biological process (GO): negative regulation of canonical Wnt signaling pathway; signal transduction; protein phosphorylation
Cellular component (GO): cytoplasm; cytosol; axon
Molecular function (GO): protein serine/threonine kinase activity; ATP binding
Source: RefSeq, a predicted model, not a curated record